This is a messenger RNA of Achroia grisella, 456 nucleotides long. RefSeq lists its product as uncharacterized. The transcript has a single exon. The record is from RefSeq and is a predicted model, not a curated record. NCBI's taxonomy places the organism in Eukaryota, Metazoa, Arthropoda, Insecta, Lepidoptera, Pyralidae. The coding region runs from base 1 to 456 and encodes 151 amino acids.
AUGUCGUGUAAUAAAGACUCGCCUAGUGAUUCUACGGAUAGUGAUACCACGGUGUGUCGAAUCGGUGUAAAAUUGCCACCAUUUUGGCCGGACCAGCCCGCGCUAUGGUUUGCGCAGCUUGGUGGGCAAUUUGCGUUAUCAAACAUAACGACGGACGCAACAAAAUUUUACCAUGUCAUAUCUGUGCCCGAUUAUAAAUACGCUACUGAGGUGGAGGAUAUAAUAAUGAAACCGCCUACAACGGACAAGUAUGAGACAUUAAAACAAUGUAGUGAGCUAACUACCCGUCUGUCUGAGAGCAAGCACCAACGAUGCUCCCAACUUUUAAACAGGCAAAAACUGGAAGACAGGAAACCUAGCCAAUUUCUUCAACGUCUUCGUAGUCUUGCUGAUAAUAAUAUCGCCGAUGACUUUUUUCGAUCCAUGUGGUUAAAUAGACUACCUGGUUACUUAUAA